Lachancea nothofagi CBS 11611 is the source of this 213-nucleotide messenger RNA. The record is from the annotation of a GenBank genome assembly. Lineage: Eukaryota; Fungi; Ascomycota; Saccharomycetes; Saccharomycetales; Saccharomycetaceae.
AUGAUCGUACCUGUGAGAUGCUUUUCAUGCGGAAAAGUAGUCGGUGACAAGUGGGAAGCCUACUUGAACAUGUUGCAAGAAGACGAGCUGGACGAAGGUACCGCGCUUACAAAAUUGGGACUUAAGAGGUAUUGCUGCAGACGUAUGAUCUUGACGCAUGUGGACCUGAUCGAAAAGUUCUUGAGAUACAAUCCAUUGGAGAAGCGGGAUUAG